Molecule: messenger RNA, 891 nt
Organism: Zasmidium cellare ATCC 36951
Lineage: Eukaryota; Fungi; Ascomycota; Dothideomycetes; Mycosphaerellales; Mycosphaerellaceae
Exons: 2
Coding region: 1-891 (296 amino acids)
Molecular function (GO): methyltransferase activity
Source: RefSeq, a predicted model, not a curated record
AUGGCCGACGAAGGUCCAUACCGGGAACUGCUCCCUUCGAACGUAUCAACAGAAUUCGACCGUCUCGACCAACAAACCCGCGCCCUCACAUCCAUGAUGGGCGGCCACAACUUCGUCACCGACAUCUCCUCCCUCGCCGCUCGUGGCGACGACACCUCCCCUUUCCAAGCAAUCGAAGUCGGCGCCGGCACAGGCCUGCGGACCGCCGUACUGGCCCGCCAAAUCGCCCCCUCAGACGCCAACGCCAAAAUCUACGGCGUCGACCUCUCCCCAAUCCCAGCCCUACACGAGCAGCCCCCGACCGUCUCGUUCGUGCAAGGCAACAUCAUGGACCUCGCUACCGGCCCCUCCGCACGCUUCCCCCCAGCAACCUUCGACUUCCUCACCUCGCGCAUGCUCGGCGUCGCCAUCACCGACUGGCCCGCCUACCUCCGCACAAGCUUCGACCUCCUCAAACCCGGCGGCCGGAUCGAACUCCAAGAAGCCUGUUUCGGCUGGUACGACGCCUCGAGCGCGGAGCUCUCUCAGGACUGGCGCUGGAUGCAUGUGAUGCGGAAAGCCGGCCCCAAACUCGGCCUGGACUUCUGGGGGCCGCGAAAAUUCCCUGCGCAGCUGCGCGAGUGCGGGUUCGUGGACGUUGAGGUUAGGACGUUUAAGUGGCUUAUCUCCCCGGAGGAUGACGAGGAGAUUGCGCGGUAUACGGCGAAUGUGUUGCACCCGACGUUUGUUGGUCUGCUGGGGAGGGUGGUGGAGACGUCGGGGUUGGGGCUGGGGGAGCUGGAAGGGCUUGGGGGUGUGGAAGGUGUUAAGGGGGAUUAUUUGGAGACUGUGGGGAGGGCGCCGAAGGAGACGUAUUGUGAUUUUUGGGUGGUGAUGGCGAGGAAGCCGUAG